UGAUUGGUUGAAGUCUCUGUUGUCCACACUGUUCAAUGGAGGAAGAGGAGUCACCCUGUAAGAGCUUCUGAACGACUGGAAUAGGUUUGAGAAGAGACCCGCAAAAGCGCUUGACAGAACCCGCGGUGGCGUGGCUCAAGGACUCUUCGAGCGUGCCGCGGUGCCAAACUCAGCAGCAGCCGCUAGAAUUACCUCCAGCUACAGAGUGGAGAGACCCUAACCACAUGGGCACUCCUGCCUCCAUUGCUUGUGACUUGCCCCACCCUCAGACACCCAAGAGUUGCACUCGCAAAAAAGCAUCUGCCAACAUCUUUCAGGGAGUUGGGCUGCUGCAGUUACACCAUCUCUUUCACAGCAGUGGGGAUGCACAAGCAGAGGAGCGGGCCCAGCUGGUGUGGGAGCGUGCAGGGAAUCGGUGUAUUGCCCAGGCCUUGCGACAGCUGCACAGAAAGCAGAGAAAACUAAGGCUGCAGCCCCACCAAAAGUCUCCUUCGGAGUCAGAAAGUAGAACUGGAUUCCUGGAGUUACAGCACUUCAGCCACUUACGGAUUGAAGACUGUACUACAUCUUAUACUGAAGACAGUGAGCCCAACAGUAGCAAGAAACCAGAUGUGGCUGGUCAAACCAGCUCAUGCCCUGCCUCCUACUACAAGCAGAAGAGAAGGGGUACAGGAGCUGCAGGCUAUCUGCACCAGCUCCACCAGUGAGCAGCUGAACCCAGCCCCUUUUACCAACACAGUUGUCAGCCUAGGGCACUGUGCAGAAUGGGAACAGCCUGACACAGAAGAUGCCCAAGGGCAAUUCUGCACAAUUCUAAAAAAAAAAAUUGCCCCAAGUUUAGGGGAUCAUGACUUCAACCUGAAACCAUCAACACUUUCUCAGCUGCAGCCAGGCAAUGCCCUUGGUUUGGCAGAGCACAAACACUAAAUUUACUAAAUAUACUUGCCUGUAUUUAAUAAAGGCUUAUAUGUAUUUCUUUUGCAAA
Heteronotia binoei (common prickly gecko) is the source of this 985-nucleotide messenger RNA. It is a transcript of the gene AVPI1, whose product is annotated as arginine vasopressin induced 1. The transcript has 3 exons. The record is from RefSeq and is a predicted model, not a curated record. NCBI's taxonomy places the organism in Eukaryota, Metazoa, Chordata, Lepidosauria, Squamata, Gekkonidae. The coding region runs from base 225 to 707 and encodes 160 amino acids.